Bradysia coprophila is the source of this 3082-nucleotide messenger RNA. RefSeq lists its product as uncharacterized. The record is from RefSeq and is a predicted model, not a curated record. NCBI's taxonomy places the organism in Eukaryota, Metazoa, Arthropoda, Insecta, Diptera, Sciaridae.
AACACAACCCUGGUCAAUGACAUUUCCUCAACACUGCCUCGUUCGCAAUUUUUUUCUUUAUUUAUCGUACAAAAAUACUAAGUAAAUUUUAAUUUUAUUAACGCUUAUCUCCACAAAUAAAAGUACAUUUUUCGUCGUAUUAUUAAGAUCUACCUCAGUGAAACACACAGCUCUACCAGAUGACAUUAGCUAAAUAGAUAUUGGUGAUCAUAAGUGAUUCGAAAAUCUGCGUCCAUUCUAGGGCAAAUUGUCUUCAUUCAAAAACAAGUCAUUCUUGUUAUGUCGGACUCGGGCGGUAAUCAUGAGCGAAAGAAUGGACUGUGGGACGAGGGAUUCGGUAACGUGAAUCCAAGGCAACCAACCAUGCUACCCACUAACGGAAGCUUGUAUUCUGGCCAUGAACAAUUUAACAUGGUUCAUCCAGAUGGUGAUACGUACACCGUUUUGCCGAUUGGUAAUGGCAAUUUCAUCAAAGUGUAUCACAAAAACGAUGAGUCCAUGAACUUCAGCAACUAUGAACUGUUUUCCAGCAAUAAUUUUGGACCGCAAAAUAUGAUAAAAAAUAUUCAACCGCAACAGGAAAACUAUUUCCAUCAAAGUGAAUCGAAUGCUGUGGCCGACGACAGUAGUACGAGUAUGUUUAUCAACCAGUUGGUCGGGCAAAAUUGGGUGCCGAAUAACUCCGGAACCUAUUCACAAUUCGGUGAACCGCAACCGCAACAACAACAACAACAGCAGCAUCCACAACAGCAUAUGAUACCCCGUGAUCAUUUUAUGGGUUACGGUAGUGCACCGAUCAAUUCAACCGAUAAUUAUAGCUUUGCUUCGACUCAGUCCAACUACAACGCUCCACCGUGUAUGAGUGCGGUCAAUAGUCCUCCAUCAAUUAACGCAAACAACAGUACGUCCGGUACAAAUGGAAGCUUCCAGCAUGAGAGCAUUUUGAAAAAGACAGAGGUGAAGAAACCGCGAAUGGUCGCUGAAGUGAAACCAAUGCGAAUGACCUAUUCGGACGUUUUGAGCAAAAAUGUUUCAUUGGGCAAAACGGAUAAUCCAACCAGCACCGUUGCUCCGAAUGACGGGCCAAAUGUUCAGCCCAAAUUGAAAUCUGGCAAGAACGUCGAGAAGAACAAAAACAACUCGCAUUUUGUUGUUGAAAAGAAAAGUGGAAGCAAUAGCGACGACAAGGAGUCAGCUGCGGUCAAAACGAAACUGAACAGCGGAUCAAUGCAACGAAACGACGAUCAGAACGGUUCCAUCCCGGCCAAAGAGCAUAAAGCUUUCGUCGAGGAAGAAUUUAACAAAGAGCACAAAUCUCACGAAAGUGAUGCCUCGAAGACUGCCAAGAAACGAUCCAAUGGUAGUGUUGCGAAUAAUGGAAACGGAAACGGAAAUGCCAACGCAAAGGCUACCAAUAAACCGAAAAAUGUGAAUGGCUCCAGCAAUGAUCUCAAGAAACGUGUUCAGAACAGUGUUGACUUCGAGCAAGUCAAAGUGGACGAAACGAAAAACGCGAAAAAUUCCGGAUACUUUUACAACGUAACGAAAAAUGAGUCUCAAUCGGACAAAGUGAAUAAACAAUAUCAAAAUUCAACUCGAAAAGCCACCACUCGAACCACGACAAUCGCAUCGUCUCAACCGUCUCGGUCUAGCAAUAAGACCGAAAAAUCCAGCACAUCAUAUCAGAAGCGUAAUCAUCGAUCGCGUCAAAACAACACAUACGCAAUGUUGGUAAAAUUAUUCGAAAAAUGGCUCGAGUACAUGGUGAAAUUCGCGCUAUGGCUCUUCACAUUGGUGUACGACGUGGUGGUCUUAUCGUUUGGGAUAAUAUUUGAACGGUGCCACACAUUUGUCGACUUUGCAUUACAAUGGUAUCAGAUCAUUCGAACCGAGUUGAAGAACAAUUCCGGACUGCCAAACGCUUAUUGUAAGAAACUGUGGCUGAAGUUUGACAAAAAAUUUGCUAAAGACUCGAAGUGGGCAUUUUGGCGACGGAUAUUCAAUCGGAAAAAAAUACGAGAACCAGUACCUGAAUAUGUGAGAAGUGGUCGAUUGCCAUCCACUGGAGACGAAGCCAUGUACUCGCUGAUGAAUUGCAAAGGGAAGGAUGCUUACAGCAUUCUUGGGGUGUCGUCGGAUAGCUCACAGGAACAAAUUCGGAAGCAUUACAAAAAAAUUGCGGUUCUUGUUCAUCCAGACAAAAAUAAGCAAGCAGGUGCUGAAGAAGCUUUCAAAAUUUUACAGAGAUCCUUUGAACUAAUUGGAGAGCCGGAAAAUCGUCGCAUCUAUGAUCAAAGUUUAGCGGAAGCGCUCAAUGCCGAAAAAGCUUGGUCGGAACUGAAUGACUUAUUAACACAACUCCAAUCGAAAAUAGCUGAAGCGGCUAAUACAAUCAGAUGCAGCAGUUGUGGCCUACGUCAUCCCCGGCGACCUACUGGACGACCUCAUUUUGCUGCUAGGGAAUGUAACUCGUGUAAAAUUCGUCACACUGCCAGAGAAGGCGACAUUUGGGCUGAAACGACAAUGUUCGGUUUCUGUUGGAAAUACUUAGCUCUGAUGGAAGGCAAGGUUUACGAUAUAACCGAAUGGGCAAAUUGUCAAAAAGGCGCACUGUCUCAUCUGCAACCUAAUUCUCAUAUUGUCCAGUAUCGGAUCGUUCUCGGUUCCCAGCAGCACCAGCAACAGCAACAAAAUCGAGAGGCAACGGCUGCACAACAGCAACAAGACAAACAUUCAAGUGAACCUUCGUUGGACGAAUUUCUGGAUAAUCUGUAUAGCGGUCAAAAUCCUCAAACUCACAGUGGAUCGAGACGGCGUACACGCAAAAACUAAAAAUAAACUACGAAAUGAAUUACAAUUAUGAUUUUGAAGUAUUUUAUGAUAAAACAAACAACUAACGUAGCGUAAUAAACAUUAUACCCGUGUUGCAUAAAUAAUUUAAUUUAAAAUGAACAUUUUUUCUUUUUGUUGUUGCGAUUGGCUAGAACAACAACAACGACACAACAACACAAGAUUAACUAUUCAAUAAGAAAGUAAAAUUUUACGUGUAAUAUUCAAGUGAAAUAUAAAAUCUAAACAAUAA